Molecule: messenger RNA, 3106 nt
Organism: Felis catus (domestic cat)
Lineage: Eukaryota; Metazoa; Chordata; Mammalia; Carnivora; Felidae
Gene: SMAP1
Product: small ArfGAP 1
Exons: 16
Coding region: 889-2283 (464 amino acids)
Biological process (GO): regulation of clathrin-dependent endocytosis
Molecular function (GO): metal ion binding; GTPase activator activity
Source: RefSeq, a predicted model, not a curated record
AAGGAGAAAAAUCCAAACCCAUCAAACAGUCUCAUAAGAAGCCAAAGUUACCAGAAGGUCGUUUUGAUGCACCAGAAGAUCCUAAUUUAGAGAAAGAACCACUGACAAACUCCACUGUAGCCAACUUGAGGAAGAUUCUCCUGCUGGCUGUGAAGAAGAUGCUCUGUUGUGAAAGUGCCAUGAGCUAGAACCUGAAGGCAGCUUCUAGGAGCUGAGAGUGAUCCCAGUUGACAGCCAGCAAGAAAACAAGGACCUGAGUUCUGCGACCAUAGGCUCUGAAUUCUGCCAACCACCUGAAUGAGGAUGGAAGAGGAUUCUGAGACUCCGAUAAGAUCCCAGCCCCAGCAGACAACUUGAUUUCAGUCCAAGAGACCCUGAGGACAGGGCCUAACUGACAGGAUCACUCUGGCUGUGGGAGGACAGCAGGCGAGAAGUGUGAUAUAAGGCAGGAGACCAACUAAAAUACAACUUUAUUAGUCCAGGACCCUGACCUCGGUGUUUGUCGCGCCGGUCGCAACAUCAAAUGAAGAAAGUGUUUCAAGAAUUUGGAAGUGAUCGGUUCUAUCAAAUGCAGCUAAGAGAUUCAAUUUGUGAAGGACUCAGGAUUGACCAUUGGAUUUUAAAAUGUGGAUCAGAACAUUGUCAGUGCUGUGGUAGAGAUGAGUCCUAAUAUGAAUGAGUACAUGAGAGAUGGGAGUUGGAGAAGAAGACAUAGUGAUUCAAGUCCAUCCUUGGGUUUUGCUGCAAAGAGGAACAAAGAAAUUAGAGUUCUGGAGGCUGGGAAGUCCAAGAUCAAGGUGCUGGCUGAUUCAGUUCCUGAUGAGGAUGCUUUUACUUAUUUGCUGUCUUCUUGCUGUGUUCUUAUAUUUGAGAGAAAGGAGAUGACAAAUGGAGCAAAGUCGUUCAGGGAAUGGAAGAGGAUUGCACCAAGAGAAAGAAGAGUUGGACAGGAAGCAAGACUUCUGCUGGGAUUACAGAAGAGGAAGUCCUCGAUGGGCUUCCUGGAAUAUUGGUGUGUUUAUUUGCAUCAGAUGUGCUGGAAUCCAUAGAAAUCUUGGGGUUCAUAUAUCCAGGGUCAAGUCAGUCAACUUAGACCAAUGGACACCAGAACAGAUACAGUGCAUGCAAGAUAUGGGAAAUACUAAAGCAAGACUACUCUAUGAAGCCAAUCUUCCAGAGAAUUUUCGAAGACCACAGACAGAUCAAGCAGUGGAAUUUUUCAUCAGAGAUAAAUAUGAAAAGAAGAAAUACUAUGAUAAAAAUGCAAUAGCUAUUACAAAUAUUUCCUCCUCUGAUGCUCCUCUUCAGCCUUUGGUGUCCUCUCCUUCUCUACAAUCUGCUGUUGAGAAAAACAAAUUGGAGAAAGAAAAGGAAAAAAAAAAGGAAGAGAAAAAGAAAGAAAAGGAACCAGAAAAGCCUGCAAAACCUCUUACAACUGAAAAGCUGCAGAAGAAAGAAGAUCAGCAGUUGGAGCCUAAAAAAAGUACCAGCCCUAAAAAAACUGCAGAGCCCACUGUUGAUCUUUUAGGACUUGAUGGCCCUGCCGAGGCACCAGUGACCAAUGGGAACACAACCACAGUGCCAUCCCUGAAUGAUGAUCUGGACAUCUUUGGACCAAUGAUUUCUAAUCCCUUACCUGCAACGGUCAUACCCACAGCUCAGGGGACGCCCUCUAUACCUGCGGCUGCCACUCUGUCUACAGUAAUAUCUGGGGAUCUGGAUCUCUUCACUGAGCAAGCUACAAAGUCAGAAGAGGUAGCAAAGAAACAACUCUCCAAAGAUUCCAUCUUAUCUCUGUAUGGCACAGGAACCAUUCAGCAGCAGAGUACCCCUGGUGUGUUUAUGGGACCCACAAAUAUACCAUUUACCUCACAAGCACCGACUGCAUUUCAAGGUUUUCCACCAAUGGGCGUGCCUGUGCCUGCACCUGCAGCUCCUGGCCUUCUAGGAAAUGUGAUGGGACAGAGUACAAGCAUGAUGGUGGGCAUGCCCAUGCCCAAUGGGUUUAUGGGAAACGCACAAACUGGUGUGAUGCCACUUCCCCCAAAUGUGGUUGGCCCCCACGGAGGAAUGGUGGGACAGAUGGGCGCGCCCCAGAGUAAGUUUGGCCUGCCGCAAGCUCAGCAGCCCCAGUGGAACCUCUCACAGAUGAAUCAGCAAAUGGCCGGCAUGAGUAUCAGCAGUACAAACCCCGCAGUGGGUUUUGGCCAGCCCCCCAGCACAACAGCGGGCUGGUCUGGAAGCUCAUCGGGUCAGACUCUCAGCACACAGCUGUGGAAAUGAAAACUGCACUGCAAGUUUCAUCCAGAACUACCACCUGACAUUCCUUGCUAAAACGCAUCUAGUUCCCCUGUUUAUUCAUGUACAUAUUUUUUUUUCUUUUUCCCCAUUUGUUCAUAUUAAGAAUUAUCUGACUGACCGUGUUGGUCUGUACAGAUUAAAUUUGAUGUGAAAAGCAGGUUGAGAAACGAUUUUAUGUCAAGGGCAGCUUUGCUCAUUUCCCAUGAUUUCGUAAACCACAUUAUUUGAGAAGCUGCUCAGUCAACUUGCAUAAUCAGUUUUACUCUCGAUAAAAGUAUAGCUCUAAUGUUUGCAUAUAAGGGAAGUAGUUAUCAUGUUAGUAAUACCUCUAACAGUAUAAACCCCACCCCCAAAUUAGCCAGUAAUCCUGUAGGAAGGUACUGUAUGAUCAAAUGUUUAAUCAUAUAAAUAGAAUGUAAAUGUGUCACUGAGCACUGUUUUCUAGUGUAUCAAAGUUCUUUUAUUUCAUCAUUCACUUCACUGUGCUGUUGUUAUGAUGUGCUUAACAGGGAACGUGGCUAGUGAAAGGAAGAUAAACCUGGAUGUUACUACAAAACUUAGUUUAACGAAUGUUUAAAGAACUCAAAUUUUAUCUGCCUCUCUUGUAAUUUGGAUCUCUUCUUAUGUACAUAGUGCUAAUAACAUGAAGACCUUUCUCUGCACUAUAUGCAAACAGGGUAACUAAACAAAGCCACUUUCAAUCCUUGAAGGUAUAUCCAGGUUUAUGACAGUAAUUGUGUUUACAUUUUAUGGUGCCUAGUAUUGACAAAAUGUUAUAUCCCUAUAUUAAACAGAUAAAUCCAUA